UCUAAUUUCACAGUAUUCACAGCAUUUACACACCGACAAUUGUAUCUGAAAAUGUCGAGCGAAGACGAUUUGGAUGAGGACGAGCUGUUGCAGAUGGCGCUGAAAGAGCAAUCUCAGCGCAAUGUCAAUUACCAGAAGCCACCGUCGUCCAAAUCGAAGCCUGUGCGCAACUAUGUCCAGCCUCCGGCAAGGGCGCAGCAUCAGAAGAAGGGGGCCAGUAAGCAAACUAAGCCGUCGUUGGAUGAAGACGACGAUUCCGAGGUGGAGAUGCUGAGCAUUUCAUCCGGAGAUGAGGAUGAUCGCGGCGGCGUGCCUGCUAAGAGAGAUGAAGUCAGGCCGUGGGAUGGGGACGAGCCUGGUUGCUGGAAGCAUGUUGAUGAAACAGAGCUGGCUCGGAGAGUCCGCGAAAUGCGGGAUGCGAAAGCAGUUCCGGUGCUUCCAAAGUAUGAUAAAAAGCCAAAAAAUUUAACAAGUAUACAGUCGCUUCCCCGGGGCAUGGAGUGGGUGGAUCCUCUUGGAUUGGGGUUAAUUAACCACAAGACGUUUAGAUUGAUCAGUGACAAUAUAGCAAGUGCCACUUCCACCACUGACGUAGAACCUCUUGAUCCAAGUGCACGGGAAAAAUUAAACUAUUACUCUGAGAACUUCAAUGCAAAACUUUUUUUAUCACGAGUCCACCUAGAUACUAAUGCGGCUGAACUGGAAGCUGGUGCUCUUUCAUUAAAGAAUGAUCUUAAAGGACGCACCCAACAGAGAAAGCAGUUGGUCAAAGAGAAUUUUGAUUGCUUUGUUUCCUGCAAAACAACUAUUGAUGAUAUUGAAUCGAAGUUGAAACGGAUUGAGGAAGACCCUGAUGGUGCUGGAACAACUCACUUGUUCAAUAGUAUUAAGGGAGUUAGUUCACUAGCUAAGCGUGCUUUUGGACCUCUAUUUGAGAGACAGGCUCAAGCGGAGAAGAUUAGAUCUGUCCAAGGAAUGCUUCAGAGGUUUCGAACACUUUUUAACCUGCCCAGUGCAAUUCGUGGUAACAUUAGUAAGGGUGAAUAUGAUUUGGCUGUAAGAGAGUACCGAAAAGCAAAGUCAAUUGUUCUGCCUUCUCAUGUGGGAAUUCUCAAACGUGUCCUUGAAGAGGUUGAAAAAGUCAUGCAAGAGUUCAAAGCCAUGCUCUACAAGACCAUGGAAGAUCCAAAUAUUGAUCUAACAAAUCUUGAAAAUACUGUGCGGCUUUUACUGGAGCUUGAGCCUGACUCAGAUCCCAUAAAGCAUUAUUUGAAUAUACAGAACCAUAAGAUUAGAGGGUUGCUUGAAGGAUGCACUUUAGCUCAUGAAGUGAGAAUGGAAAAUAUGCAGAAUGAGCUUCGUGAGAAAGCACUCUCUGAUGCUAAGUGGAGGCAAAUUCAGCAAGAUAUGAAUCAAUCAUCAGCUAUGGAUUCCUAUCUAGCUGGAGAUAUACUCCCAGCAGAAAUGACGAGUGCAGAACUUGAUGCUCUUCGGGGUAGAUAUAUUCGCCAGUUAACUGCUGUGCUUAUUCAUCAUAUACCUGCUUUCUGGAAAGCUGCACUUUCAGUUUCAAGCGGAAAAUUUGCAAAGUCAUCCCAUGUGUCUACUGAUACAAGUACAAGUGGUUCUGUGAAUAGAGUCGAGGUGGGCAACAACACUCUUGAUGAGGUCGCUGCAAUGAUACACAAUACUCUAUCAGCAUAUGAGUCUAAGGUCCUUGGCACAUUUCGCGAGCUUGAAGAAUACAACAUCCUCAGUUCUCACAUGAAUGAUGCUGUAAAGGAGGUCUCCAGGGCUGGCCAAGCUUUUGAAGCAAAAGAAUCUGCCCCUGGCAUUGCUGUCUCUGCGCUGAGGACACUUGAAUUUGAGAUCUCAAAAAUAUACAUACUCAGGCUUUGUUCUUGGAUGCGGAGUUCAAUAGAGGAUAUAUCAAAAGAUGAGUCUUGGGUUCCUGUGUCUAUCUUAGAAAGACACAAGUCACCAUAUUCAAUCUCUUCAUUGCCUCUGGCUUUCCGUGCCAUUGUGAUCUCAGCUAUGGAUCAAAUCAAUGAGAUGCUUCGUUGUUUGCAAAGCGAAUCAGCAAAAUCUGAAGUUGCUUUUGGUCAGCUUCAAGAAAUUCAAGAGUCAGUCAGACUUGCCCUGUUGAACUGUUUGUUGGAUUUUGCUGGUCACUUGGAGCGUAUUGGCUCUGAGCUUACACAUAAUAAGUUGGACACUGGAAGCCUGCAUUUUCAAAAUGGAUAUUCUCAUGAACCAGUGGAAAUAUCAGAUGAUCCUCUUCCAGGAAGUAUUACUGACCAACAUCAAAAGUUGCUGAUGGCCCUGAGCAAUAUUGGGUAUUGCAAAGAAGAACUUUCUCUGGAAUUGUAUGGAAAAUACAAACAUAUAUGGCUAUCCAGUGGUAAAGUUGAGGAUGAUGGUGACAUUCAAGAGCUGGUUAUAUCUUUGACUGGUCUUGAAGAGAAGGUCAUCGAACAGUAUACUCUGGCUAAGACAAAUUUGAUUAGAGCAGCUGCAACAAAUUACUUGUUGGAUGCUGGAGUUCAGUGGGGAGCGGCACCUGCUGUCAAAGGUGUCAGAGAUGCUGCUGUUGACCUACUUCACACUUUGGUAGCUGUACAUGCAGAGGUUUUUGCUGGCUGCAAUCCUUUGCUAGACAAGGUUCUCGGAAUUCUUGUUGAAGGCCUGAUCGAUAUACUUCUUGGUCUGUUUAAUGAAAACAAAACUAGAGACCUGAGGGCUUUGGAUCCAAGUGGCUUUUCUCAGCUUAUGCUUGAGCUUGAAUAUUUUGAGACCAUAUUGAAUCCCUAUUUCACUAAUGAUGCAAGAGAGUCCCUUAAGUCCUUACAAGGAGCCUUGUUAGAGAAGGCUAUAGAAACUGUCACAGAGUCUGUGGAGACUCCAAACCAUCAGCGCCGAGCUACCCGUGGAAGUGAUGAUGCAAUGGCAGAUGACAGGCAAUCGGGAUCAUCUGCAUCCCCUGAUGACCUCAUUGCGCUCGUCCAACAGUACAGUUCAGAACUUCUUCAAUCCGAGCUUGAGAGGACAAGGAUCAACACUGCUUGCUUUGAGGAGUCACUUCCAUUGGACUCUCUGCCAGAACCAGUGAAAGCAGCGUAUGCUUCUUUUAGAGGGUCGAUGGAUUCUCCCAGCAGAAACUUCAGGAACUCGCCGUCGUUUGUUGGCUCACCGAGUUACUCCAGGCAAAGACGUAGAUAAACCAAACCUGUAACUAUAAUUGUACCCCUUCUCAUUACAGCCUGUAUUUUUGUGGAAUUGUUGCAUCUCUCUGUUGUAAUUGUUUAUAUCGCUUUCGGAAAAAGAAAAAAAAGAAAACUGUGUAUCCCAAACUGUAUUAAUAUUGACAGGGAUGUAGUUUUGUAAUCUUCCAGCAGAGUCUGUCCCUGUUGUUAAUAGUCGAGAAUCGAGAUUGUUAUCGCACUUUAUAUUUAAAUGGAUAUAUUUAAAAUA
Salvia hispanica is the source of this 3471-nucleotide messenger RNA. Its product is annotated as exocyst complex component SEC5A-like. The record is from RefSeq and is a predicted model, not a curated record. Gene Ontology annotation, cellular component: exocyst. NCBI's taxonomy places the organism in Eukaryota, Viridiplantae, Streptophyta, Magnoliopsida, Lamiales, Lamiaceae. Gene Ontology annotation, biological process: exocytosis; Golgi to plasma membrane transport.